Molecule: messenger RNA, 1908 nt
Organism: Corylus avellana
Lineage: Eukaryota; Viridiplantae; Streptophyta; Magnoliopsida; Fagales; Betulaceae
Source: RefSeq, a predicted model, not a curated record
AUGGCUGUCGGAACAUUGAGAACUCCUGAAGUCCCCUUCUCAGCAUCUUCUGCCCCCCAUCCCAACUGGAUUUACGACGUUUUCUUGAGUUUCAGAGGCAAAGACACACGUAAAAACUUCAUCGACCACCUUGAAUUCGCUUUGAGAGAUGCAGGAAUCAACACCUUCAGAGAUGACAACGAGCUCCGAAGAGGAGAAGAUCUUGCAUCCGAAUUGUUACGAGCAAUCCAAGGGUCCAGAAUUUGUAUCAUUGUUUUCUCGAAGAACUAUGCAACUUCAAGGUGGUGUCUGGAGGAACUUGUGGAGAUCAUGGAGUGCCGAAGAACUAUGAGAAAGCUGGUUUUGCCUAUAUUCUAUCAUGUUGACCCGUCAGAUGUGAGAAACCAAACAGGUAGUUUUGAAGAAGCAUCCACGAAACAUGAAGAGCAUUACUUAUUGGACAUGGACAAAGUUCUUCGGUGGAGAAGAGUUUUGUAUGAAGCUGCUAAUUUGUCAGGGUGGGAUCUAAGAAACACCGUAAACGGGCAUGAAGCAAAGUUUAUCAGAAAAAUCAUUGAAGACAUUUCAAGAGAAUUGAACAACACACACUUGUUUAUAGCACGAUACCCAAUUGGAGUAGAUUCUCGUGUGCAAGACAUGACUUUUUGCUUAAAUUUUGGAGCUGACGAUAUUCGUAUGGUAGGAAUUUUGGGAAUGGGCGGAAUUGGAAAAACAACCAUUGCUAAAGCCAUUUAUAACCAAUUUUUUUGGGGAUUUGAAGGUGGAAGUUUUCUUGCAAAUGUUAGGGAAACUUUCAUGGAACCUAGGGGUCAAGUUCGUCUCCAAGAACAACUACUUUCUGACAUCUUAAAGACAAGCAAGAUAAAGAUAAGUAGUGUUGAUAGAGGAAUCAGUAUGAUAAAAGAAAGACUUUGUAAUAAAGCAGUACUUGUGAUACUUGAUGAUGUAGACCAAAUGGAGCAACUAAAUGCCAUAGCUAGAAGGCGUGACUGGUUUGGUCCAAGAAGUAGAAUUAUUAUAACAACUAGAGAUGAGCACUUGCUAAAGGAGCUAGAAGUGGAUGGCAUAUAUACAAUUACAACAAUGAAUGACGAUGAAUCUUUUGAGUUGUUUAGUUGGUAUGCCUUCAGGAAUAGUUAUCCUACUGAAGAUUAUAUUGGCUUGUCAAGAAGUGUUGUUGCUUACUGUGGAGGAUUGCCACUAGCUCUCGAAGUUUUGGGCUCAUUUUUAUUCUCUAGGAGCAUCCCAGAAUGGAAAAGUGCAUUAGAUAAACUGAAAAUGAUUCCUCAUGAUCAAAUUCAAAAAAAACUUAGAAUAAGUUUUGAUGCACUAAGCGACAAUACAGAAAAGGACAUAUUUCUUGACAUAGCAUGUUUCUUUAUUGGAAUGGACAAAAACUAUGUUGUACAAAUAUUGGAUGGUUGUGGUUUUUUUGCAGAAAUUGGAAUUAGUGUCCUCAUUCAACAGUGUCUUCUUAAAGUUAGCAAGACAAGCGAGUUAAUGAUGCAUGAUUUGCUUCGAGAUAUGGGAAGAGAAAUUGUUCGUGGAAAAUACCCCAAUGAACCUGGGAAAUGGAGUAGAGUAUGGCUGCAUGAGAAUGCAUUUGAUAUAUUGACAAAGAACAAGGGAACAGAAACAGUUGAAGGGCUUACUUUAAAAUUGCCAAGUUUAAGUAAGAUCAAUUUCAAUUCAAGUGCAUUUAUAAAGAUGCAAAGACUGAGAUUACUUCAACUUGAUCACGUACAACUCACUGGAGACAAUAAAUAUCUUUCUAAAGAAUUAAGGUGGCUUCAUUGGCAUGGAUUCCCUCUAAAGUUUAUGCCAAAGGAAUUUUAUCCAAUAAGCCUAGUUGUGAUUGACUUGCAAUAUAGCAAUCUCAGACGAGUUUGGGAAAUUCCCAAGGUAUAA